Pectinophora gossypiella (pink bollworm) is the source of this 708-nucleotide messenger RNA. RefSeq lists its product as uncharacterized. Lineage: Eukaryota; Metazoa; Arthropoda; Insecta; Lepidoptera; Gelechiidae. Bases 172 to 693 code for a protein of 173 amino acids. The record is from RefSeq and is a predicted model, not a curated record. The transcript is spliced from 3 exons.
CAGACCACAAUAUUUUUUUGACGUGAUUGAAUCGCUCGCGAGUGCUAAGUACUUAUCUGCGUGCUCAUCUACGCUCGACAUCCUCAAAGUUCAGCCCUUUGCAACUCGUUGCCUACAUAGCUGCAAAGACUUCACACACGCUUCACAACGAGGAUUCACUGCGUUGAAAUAAUGUCGGACUCUGAGUAUGAGAAGCGGGCUAGAAGGAGCAACCCGGACAUCAAACAUCUGGAUUCGGACGACGACACAACUGCUUCAGUGAGUUCCAAGAAGAAAAAGCAGCCGAAAUCAACGGCAUCAAAGCGCAAGCCUUCGAGCAGCAGAGCUGCUUCGCCACCAAAAAAAGCCUUAAAGAAGACUUCUGGCUGGUGCUUGGAAAGCGACAGCGACGACGACGUGGCUCGCUACAAGAACGCUACCGAGCAGAUCAAGUCGGCCUUCACCAAGCGAGUAGCCGACGGAGUUGUGCGCCGUACAGCCGAUCUCACCGGCGACUUAUUUGUAGAGCUAAGGCUCUACAAUAUCAAAGACAUACGUAAGGUACAGCCGAAGGACCGGUGGGAGAAAGCGACUUUAAGCUUAAAGUAUCAAGCAGAUAACGACGCGCCGGAGCUGGUGCCGUUACGAGAAUUUGUCCGAUGCUGUAAGAAGCAAUUUACAGAAGAAGGUGUUUUUUUCGCAGAUAAGAAAUGAAAUUCGCUUUCUCAC